UUAAAAAAAGCAAGUUCAAUAAGAAUUUCAAGAAGAUUAAUAUAAUUUAGAAGAAAGUCAAAUUGAAAAUAAAUCUGAAGAGCAAAAAAAUAUCUAAAAUUAAACUCUAGAAAAUUUAAACGAUUCAAAUUUAAAUGUUUAAUAAUAAGAAGAGUUAAAGAAUGAUACAUUUAAAUCACUAGGAGUUUGCGAUGAAUUAUUAGAAGCAUGUAAUAGACUAAAAUAUAUAAAUCCAACAGCUAUUUAAAUAGAAAGUUUACCCUAUACCUUAAAAGGUUAAGAUAUAAUAGCUUUAGCAGAAACAGGAUCAGGAAAAACAAUGGCUUUUGCACUACCUGUAAUUUAAUCUUUAUUAGAUGCUCCUAUAAAGUUUUUAUGCGCUUAUAUUGUCACCUACAAGAGUAACUAUGUAUGCAAAUAGCUGAACAUUUUGAAGUCAUUAGGAGUAGGAGUAAGUUUAAAAACAACAGUAAUAAUUGGAGGUUUAGAACCUUAAAUAUAAGUAUAAGCAUUACAAAAAAAACCUCAUAUAGUUGUCGGUACUCCUGGAAGAAUAUUAUAUCAUUUAUAAAAUACUAAAGUUUUUAAUAUAAAGUAAUUAAAAUAUUUAAUAUUGGAUGAAGCUGAUAAAUUAUUAAAUAUGGACUUUGAAAAGGAUAUUAAUAAAAUAUUAGAUGUUUUACCGAAAAAAAGAAAUACUUUUCUUUUUUCAGCAACUAUGACAAACAAAGUAAAUAAAUUAACCAGAGCUUCUUUAUAAAAUCCUGUUAAAAUUGAAGUUUCCUUAAAAUAUUAAACUGUUAUUACUUUAGUUUAAUUAUAUAGUUUUAUUCCUUCGAAAUACAAAGAUUGCUAUUUAGUGUAUACUUUGAACGAAUUUGCAGGAUAAACAUCUAUUAUAUUUGUUACAACAUGUUUAAAUGCGAUAAAAUUAACACUAAUUUUAAAAAAUUUAGGAUUCUCAGCAGUUACUAUAAAUGGAUAAAUGAGUUAAGUAAAAAGAUUUGGAGCAAUAAAUAAAUUUAAAGCAGGAGAAAAAAAAUAUUAGUGGCUACAGAUGUUGCAUCUAGAGGUUUGGAUAUACCUAGUGUAGAUUUAGUUAUUAAUUAUGAUAUACCCAAUAAUGCUAAGGAAUAUAUUCAUAGAGUUGGUAGAACAGCAAGAGCUGGAAGAGCUGGAAAAGCAAUAAGUUUAGUUACUUAAUAUGAUGUAGAAAUGUAUUUAAAAAUAGAGGCUUAUUUAGGAAAAAAAUUAGAUGAAUAUAAAUGUGAAGAAAGUUAAGUUUUAGUUUUUAAUGAGAGAGUCCAAGAAGCUUAAAGAAUAAGUGCUUAGGAGAUAAAAGGAAUAAUGGAAAAAAGAAAUAUAAACCCACUAAAAUAUUUAGAUGAUGAAGGCACAAGCUAUAGAUAGAAAAAAAAAAUGA
Ichthyophthirius multifiliis is the source of this 1423-nucleotide messenger RNA. RefSeq lists its product as hypothetical. The record is from RefSeq and is a predicted model, not a curated record. The transcript is spliced from 5 exons. Lineage: Eukaryota; Ciliophora; Oligohymenophorea; Hymenostomatida. The annotation marks the transcript as partial. Gene Ontology annotation, molecular function: nucleic acid binding; ATP binding; RNA helicase activity.